Messenger RNA from Protopolystoma xenopodis, 252 nucleotides. The record is from the annotation of a GenBank genome assembly. NCBI's taxonomy places the organism in Eukaryota, Metazoa, Platyhelminthes, Monogenea, Polystomatidea, Polystomatidae.
GUGCUGACCAAAGACUCCGUGACUGUAGCUGUCGAUGCUGUUGUCUACUACCGCAUAUAUAACCCAGUUGUUGCCGUGACAAAUGUAGAGGAUGCAGACAGAUCUACUCGCCUUUUAGCAGCUACCACUCUGCGAAAUGUUUUGGGCACCAAAAAUCUCUCAGAGAUCCUUUCUGAACGAGAGUCAAUUUCUAACAUGAUGCAGGUAGGUAAAAUAAGUUCCUCUUAUUUUCCAUAUAUUUGGUUGAUAUAG